Molecule: messenger RNA, 3169 nt
Organism: Xyrauchen texanus (razorback sucker)
Lineage: Eukaryota; Metazoa; Chordata; Actinopteri; Cypriniformes; Catostomidae
Product: early growth response protein 1-like
Exons: 2
Coding region: 411-1946 (511 amino acids)
Biological process (GO): regulation of transcription by RNA polymerase II
Molecular function (GO): RNA polymerase II cis-regulatory region sequence-specific DNA binding; DNA-binding transcription factor activity, RNA polymerase II-specific
Source: RefSeq, a predicted model, not a curated record
GCCCAAGCGAUUCAGUGCUAGCGCAGACAGCUGAUAGGCAACACGUUUGCGCUAUUUAACCAAAUACAUUUUGACACAUUAAAUAAAUGUGACAAGUGAACUCAAAACAACAACAGAAACGAAACAGCAAAUUGGAACAAGACCUAAUUUGGUGAAAAUUGUUCUAUUCUAUAAAAUUUAGGGAAUGAGUAACAGGGACAUUCUGAAUCUCAGUUAUUGUAUCUGAGACAUAUUGGAUUUUUUCUGCCUCUUUGGACAAACCAAAAGGAGAAGCAGGAAAGCAAACAAGAAGAUCUAAAGUUCUGUCAGAGUGAGGACAUCAAUCUGCAUCUUCACGACUGUCGUCCCAGAGGGGCUAGCUGCUGAUUUCUCCUGCAUACCUCCCUCCUCUCCGAGCACACUCCUGAGAGAUGGCUGCAGCCAAGACAGAGAUGCUGCUCUCUGCUCUGCAGAUCUCUGACCCCCUGAGUUUCCCUCACUCUCCCUUGGAUAACUACCCCAAGCUGGAGGAGAUGAUCAUGCUAAACUCUGCAGGGGCCCCCUUUCUCAAUGCCACGGCACCUGAAGGAGCUGGCUUUGGCUCUGGAGAUCCCGGCGAGCAGUUUGAUCACCUUUCUGGAGACACGCUUACAGAUAUUGCCAUGGAGAAAUCUAUGACAGAUCAAAGCUACUCCACCCAACGGCUGCCCCCCAUCUCUUACACUGGCCGUUUCACCCUCGAACCUGCCACCAACUGCAGCAACAGUCUGUGGGCUGAGCCUCUGUUCAGCCUGGUGAGUGGGUUGGUGGGCAUCAACCAGCCCCCCACCUCCAUAUCAUCUUUGACCUCUCAGGCAACUGUCCCCUCUUCCUCAUCUUCGUCUUCCAUGCCUUCCUCCUCUUCCUCAGCUACAUCAAGCGCCAGCCUGAGCUGCUCUGUCCACAUGAGCGAGCCCAACCCCAUCUACUCGGCAGCUCCUACCUACUCCAGCGCCAGCCAAGACAUCUUCUCUGAACAUGGGCCCAACUUCCCAAACACAGUGGGCAGCGCGCUGCAGUACACCCCUUCAAACUACCACAAUGGCAAGAACUGCAGCACCAGUUUCUCUGUGCCAAUGAUACCAGACUAUCUGUUUUCCCAGCAGCAAUGUGAAAUAAACUUGAUGGCCCCUGACCAGAAGCCCUUCCAGACGCAAGGAGGUCAACAGCCCUCCCUGACACCACUGUCCACCAUCAAGGCCUUUGCGACACAGGCGGUUGGACCUCAGGAUCUGAAAAGCGGCUACCCGGCUCAGCUCAUCAAGCCCAGUCGCAUGCGCAAGUACCCUAACCGGCCAAGCAAAACACCCCCACACGAGCGGCCCUACGCGUGCCCUGUGGAGACCUGCGACCGUCGUUUCUCACGUUCAGAUGAGUUGACACGUCACAUCCGCAUCCACACAGGCCAGAAGCCUUUCCAGUGCCGUAUCUGCAUGCGUAACUUCAGUCGCAGCGAUCACCUGACAACCCAUAUCCGCACACACACGGGCGAGAAGCCCUUUGCCUGUGAGAUCUGUGGCCGCAAGUUCGCCCGCAGUGACGAGCGCAAGCGACACACUAAGAUCCACCUGCGGCAGAAGGACAAGAAAGCAGACAAAGGUGCUACCACUGUACAGUGUUCAGUUGCCAAUGCCUCAAUCUCAGCUUCCUCACCCGUGUCCAGCUACCCCUCUCCCAUCUCCUCCUAUCCAUCCCCAGUCUCCUCCUUCCCAUCCCCUGUAAACUCCUGUUAUUCCUCACCGGUCCACACCUCCUACCCCUCCCCUUCCAUCGCAACCACUUACGCUUCUGUGACCAAUACCUUCCAGACACAGGUGGCCAACUCCUUCUCAUCCUCAGUGGCCAGCAACAUCUAUAGCUCUCCAGUCACCACCCCGCUGCCUGACAUGCAGGCAUCACUUUCCCCACGAACAGCCGACAUCUGCUGAAACUUUUAUCACCUCCUGUCUCCCCUAGCGUAAAAGAACAGAAAUGUCAAUGACUUUUAAGUUCCCUCAGCAAGAAGCACUUUUCUGCCCAUGCUCCCAACAUGGUCCAGUUAAAAAAAAAAGUCAGCAAAGACAUUUGAAAUCAAAAGGAACUUUUGUGUCAUUCUCUCCUUUCAAAUCCUGUCCUUUCAAGCGAGGCAUGUGAGACUUUCGAAUGACAAACAAAAGCAACAGGCUUCAGCAAGUUUUUCCUCAGACUGUGCGUGCACAGAUGUACUUGCGAUGCAGAAUGACAAAAAGACAUUAAUGGUGUAAUCGAAGCCUGAGGGCUUCAGGCUCAGAUGCUUGACCUGACAGGUGUACAGUUACAAAAGACAUUUAAAUAAUAUACAUAAGCUACAGUAUAUCGUACAUGUUCCAUGUUUCAUUUUUGUUUUUACUUUUUAGUACCAUUGUUGUGAAAAUUGAUUUGAAUAUUUGCAUUGUGUUAUUCUGAAUUGAGCAGGGCCAUAUUCUCUAAGAUACAUUCUGUAUUAUGUAGUAAAAAUGCUGUGAUAAGUUCUUGACUUCGUUUGACUAGACGCACUUAAGUAUUCUGAUGCAUGUAGAAGAGUGAUGUUAGUUUCUCUUAUUUUGUAAAUAUCAUCCACUGGUACUUUCAUUCUCUUUCUCAAAUGUGACAACAAAUAUCUGUUAAACAUAAGAGGAAAACAUCAGAAAAGUAUCAACCACAAAUCUUAAUUUUUUUUUGGUGCCUUUUGUGAAGCCUUGCAGACGAUUUGACAGAUAUCAGCGUGUGGAUGCGUUGCAUCUAGCCUUAAGGUGUAAGGGAUUUUUUUUUUUUCUCAUUUCUUUUUUCUAUAUUCAGAAAGCCAUUUCAAGGAAAGAAGGGAAAGGAUAUGAGGGCACUGCAUUUCUUUGGGAUGUCAGCAAAACAAAAGAAAACUAUAAACUAUAUUUUUGUAAUGAAAAUGUACAUAUCUACAUCUUGAGGAGUUGGAAUGCUGUAGUUACCUACUGAGUAGGCAUGGGAUUUUUUUGUAUGUUAUUUACAUGCGGUCCAUUAUUUUGUUGUUAUUUUUAUUUUGUAUUUGUGUUUGUUAAAAAAAAGUGACUGUUUAUGGCUUCUAAACACAUUGAAUGCGCUUAACUGCCAAUGGGAUAUUUGGUGUACAAGAUAUCCUUAAAGAACAGAAAUAUAAAUAAAACAAAUAUAUAAAUAU